AUGGGGCAGGUGGUCUUCUUCGCCCUGUGCCUCUUGGGCUGCUUCGUCUUUGGACUGAGUGACACUCCAGGGGAAGAUGCCGGUGACGAAGACGUGGCCGCCAGGUAUUACUGUCCUCCUGGGGCGAUUUAUAUCAGAGGAAAUUGCUAUGAGUUCUUUAGAAAUUCGAUAUCAUGGGACUUAGCAGAGGCUCAAUGUCAAAACCUGAGACAUAGAAGUCACCUGGCUUCCUUUUCCAGCAUGAGGGAGGAAAAAUUAGUUUCUGCUUACAUCAAACGCUUCAGCACUACAAACUAUGUCUGGAUUGGUCUUAACGCCAUGCCGAAUGUCAACAAACUAAUGUGGGAAUGGAGCGAUCGUUCCCCCUACAUCUCUGGGUCGCCUCUCUGGGACAACCGGAGCCCCAGCACCACCAUCUCUUCCUCGGAAUGCCUGUUGCUUACCAACGUCCAGUCUCCAUCAUCUUCGACUAGAUGGAUGCAGCAGAGCUGUUACUCCUCCUACCCAUACGUGUGCAAGUACACGGCCUUUAAUUAG
Molecule: messenger RNA, 537 nt
Organism: Gekko japonicus
Lineage: Eukaryota; Metazoa; Chordata; Lepidosauria; Squamata; Gekkonidae
Product: dromaiocalcin-1-like
Exons: 5
Coding region: 1-537 (178 amino acids)
Molecular function (GO): signaling receptor activity
Source: RefSeq, a predicted model, not a curated record